Messenger RNA from Eremomyces bilateralis CBS 781.70, 1281 nucleotides. RefSeq lists its product as uncharacterized. Lineage: Eukaryota; Fungi; Ascomycota; Dothideomycetes; Eremomycetales; Eremomycetaceae. Gene Ontology annotation, cellular component: fungal-type cell wall. The record is from RefSeq and is a predicted model, not a curated record. The annotation marks the transcript as partial. The transcript has a single exon.
GCGACGGUCGCGACCGUUAGCACCGUCUCCGCCGACUUCUGCGACAAAGGAUCGGAGAACAUCCUUGGAAACUUCUACUGCCAGGCUGUCAAGAGCAUCAAGUACUCCGGCGUUGGCACCAGCGGCUCCUACCCGGAUGUCGUCGGCAUGGAUAGUUCCGGCAACUGCGAGAAGAACGACAAGGCUUUCUCCGGACCUCUGGCCCCCUUCGACGAGGAGCUGGCUGCCGUCUUCCGUGGACCCUUGACGCUUAAGAACUUCGCCGUCUACCUACCCGGUGGCGCCAAGACCAAGCGUGAUGCGGUUGAUACUGCCGCUGCCCACCACCGUGGACACCAGCGCUUCCAUAAGCGCAACGCCGCCCGCGCCGCGGCGGAGGAGGCGGCGGAGAAGCGCGCCGUUGGUGAUGUGGUUGUUGCAACCAUCGACGGUCAAGCCGUCUCUUGGAUCAACGAGUACGACGGUGGAGCGGCUGCGGCCCCGACCCCCGCUCCAGCCGCCCCAGCCGCCGAUGCGAACGUCGCUCCGGCUGGCACCAAGGUCCCUACCCUCUCCAAGGUCCCGCAGGUCAAGAAGCCUUACACUCCCUCCAGCGGGGGUGAUUUCGAGCGUGUUGCGUACUUCAACAUGGAUGAUGGCCAAUCUGAGGGAAUUACCUUCCUCAACAACAUGGGAGGCCAAGGAUCCGGCGUCUUCGACACCGUCUUCGGAAACUCUCUAUCCUAUGCCAACUCCGAUGCCACUGGCGGCUCGUCCGAUUCCCAGACCUUGACCAAGGCCCUCAAGUCCAACCAGGAGGUCGUCCUCAUGUCAGACAAGGAAUGCAAUGGCGACUGCGGGUUCGUGCGAGAAGGCACCGUUGCUUACCACGGCUGGGGUGGAGCCAGCAAGAUUUUCGUCGCGGAAUUCGACAUGCCCGAUGACGGCUCCUCCGGCUUCAACAUGAACAUGCCCGCUUACUGGCACUUGAACGCCAAGAUCUCCCGUACCGCGCAAUACAACGGCUGCUCAUGCUGGCCCAAAUGCGGUGAGUUCGACGUUGCGGAGGUCCUUGACUCGGGCAACAACCGCUGCAAGAGCACCCUCCAUGGGUUCAAGAGCGGUGGCAACUCAGACUACUUUGAGCGCCCGACCUCUGGCGCCGUGACCUAUGUUGUCGUCUACGACGAUGACAACAUCACCAUCAAGGAGGUCAGCGACUUCUCCUACCCCGGGUCGUUGAGCAGCUCCGAAGUCGGCAAGUACUGCGAAGAGUCUGACGAGACGUCCGUCUUCAACCUG